Molecule: messenger RNA, 1728 nt
Organism: Lucilia sericata (common green bottle fly)
Lineage: Eukaryota; Metazoa; Arthropoda; Insecta; Diptera; Calliphoridae
Exons: 2
Coding region: 912-1337 (141 amino acids)
Source: RefSeq, a predicted model, not a curated record
AGCGUUAACGUGGACGGUCUUUGAAAACGGAAACUCUCUAUAAAAAAAUUUUAACAAACAUUUUCGAAUUUUAUUGGUUUAAUAAAUCCAAGACGGUGAACUACUACUGAGUGAAACGUUUAUUCAGCAGAAAAUUUAAAAAAAAACACAUAAUAGUGUCACAAACCUGUAUUGAAAACGACAAAAAAACAAAUAAAUAUUGUCAAGAAAAUAAUAAAAAAAAUAUUUGCACAUAGAAAAGUAUUGAAAGAAAAUUAAAAAAAAUUGAAUUCAAAAACUAAAAAGGAAGUUUUAAAGAAAGUGGCCAGUAGCUAACUGUGGUCAAGUGGAGACAACAAUACGGACGCAUUUCUGUUAUUUUUUACAUUUUGUUUUAAAUUUAUUGCUUUUUUGGUCCAACAACUUAAAGUGAACAACAACGAAUUAGAAAAAGAAAGCGGCCACAGAAAUUGUAUUGUUGUUUUAGAUAAAAAGGAAUACAAAAACCUACGAGAAAAGUAAGAAUUUUUUUAAAUAAAACAAAAAUAUUUUAAAUUAUACAGAAACAAGUGUUUGAAGAUAGAAAUUAUUCAAACAGAAGGCGAAGAAGUGCAAUAUUUUUGGUUUAACAACAAAUUAAAAUUUUAAGAUAAAAGAAAAUUUAAAUUUAUAAAAAAUAAAAUAAAAGUGUUUUCAAGUAAAUAUCAAAAAAAAGGAAUAUAAUCAAAAUAAAAAGUGUAAAUUGUGGCAAAAGUUUUAUUAAUUAAUUUUUGUUGAGUUUUAAUAUUUUUAUUAUUAUUUAUAUACAAAUAAGUGUUAAAGAGUGUUUUUAAUGUUUUAUUAAACCUCAUUGGUAAUUAGCAAAAAUUGUUUAAUAUUUUUGUGUAUUAAGAAAAACGCUUUAAGCGUUUUUUUGUGUGCUUAAGCCAAACAUGGAUCCGCCUAUUGGCAAUGGAUUCCGGCUGCAACUACAACAACAACCAAAAUUAAUCAAAUCAAACACAAAAUCUUUGCCAUCAACAAUGUCAACAAGUAAAUGUAAAAAAUUAUUAAAAAUUCAUAACAACAACAAAAAAGUGUCAUCAAUAACCACCCGCUCUAAUAAUGUCUGCAAAACAACUUUAGCAGCUACAACAUCAACAACGUCAUCAUCAUCACCGUCAUGGCUAAGACCACAAACGAGGCCAGAACACAGCAGCAACAGCAAUCGUCUUCUCAGCUGUAAUUUAAGUUUUAUUGUUUGUUUCUUAGCCGUGGUUAUUUUAAAUAAUUUUGCCUGUUUUAUACCAACAACACAAGCAACCGCCUCCGCCCAACGUGAAAAUACCCGUAUUCUACCAUUACAAUCAGGUAAGUGAAAAUAACAACAACAACGAACAAUUCCUUAAUGUCUUCAUAUAAAAGUUUUUUUUUAUUGUUUGUUUUCAAUAAAAAAAAGUAGCAAACGAACAAAACUUUUCCUUUUCAUAUUUUUAAAAGCUAACAGUCAUGAACAGUGGGGACAUUUUAUGUAAAAGUAGAAAGAAUUAUGCCAUUUCAUAGAUCGCUAUCGGUGCAGUUGUGCUCUUCUUUUCAUAGAAAAUUCAUCAGAAAAUCUGUUUCCUGGAUUUACACAAUUUUCUAAUCAGUACGUCUGAGUGAUAUAAUAUCUUUAUUAACAGCGAUUCUCUGAUAUUUGGAUAUAAUUUCGAUGAAAGUCUGGCAUUGACAGAGAUCUCUGAUCCGUUCGUCCAAUUUUUAUACCCUACA